Molecule: messenger RNA, 641 nt
Organism: Rhizophagus irregularis DAOM 181602=DAOM 197198
Lineage: Eukaryota; Fungi; Glomeromycota; Glomeromycetes; Glomerales; Glomeraceae
Source: RefSeq, a predicted model, not a curated record
AUGACAUGGAAUUAUUUAGAGAAUUUAUCUCUACCCUUCUUACAAAUUUUGAAAGCUCAACGUAUUCCGGUCGAAGUUUUAACAAAUAUAAUUAAAAAUACAAAUAACAAUCUUAUUAAAAUAAAAAUUGAAGAAGUAUCUCAUUGUGAGAUUCAUAAUAAAAAAAUUAUUCAGGCUAUUUAUCGAAAUUGUCCAAACUUGAAAUAUCUUAAAUUAUUAUUUAGAAAUAGUAAUAUUUUAGAAUUGGAAAAUUUGUUAAUCAAUUGUCAAGGUUUAAGUAGGUUAUAUAUUAUUAUUGAUAAUUCUUAUUAUUACGGAGGUGAUUUAUUUGAUUGGGGUUAUUUAUUCGAAGUUUUGACUAAAUCAUCACCAAUUAGUUUGUUUAAGAUUAAACUACAAUUUGAUGAGGCACCUACAUUGGAAUCUUUAAAAAUUUUUUUUGAUAAUUGGAAAGAUAGACAUUCCUUAUCAUUACAAACUUUACAAGUUAAUAGUGAUGGCGUAAAUUUAUUGAAUUGGGAUUAUAGAUAUUUAGAUUUAGUAGAUGAAUGUAAAACAAAUGGAAUUAUUAAAAAAUAUAAACAUGAUGUUUGGACUUUUCAAGGAUUUUGAAUAGGAUUUAAGAAACAAAACAUUUAAUU